CUUCGCAUCCGCGUCUUUAUACGUCAACCCGGGCAGCGGAGGGAAAAUGCGUCUGAACGUGAACUUCCACUUGUCCCUCCGUGCAAAAACAGUGCGGUGUCCCUUUAAAAGCGUCUGACAAAAAGCCCAUAUGAUCCCCGAGCUCCAAUCACCAAUUCCUUCUGCAAAAGCAGUCUCUGCAUUUUUGUCUGUCUGAACGCCACAGCUACACUCUUGAGGUGGGAAAAGAGACAGAGGAAAGGGCGAUAAAAAAAAAAAAACUGCAGAAAUGUGACAAUCCAACGAUCGUUUACAUGGCGAGGGGGAAACCGCAGCGAAAGGAGUUAUUCUGGGACUCCUUGGAGCCUCGCAGCGCUGGAUCAAAAUGCUCAUAGUGGAGAAGACCACAGACUUCCCCUCUGCUGAGUUUUCUCUAGUGGAGGAUGUGGCUCUGCACUUCACCUGUUUGAUGGACAGGCUGAAUGAGCAGCGCCUCUUCCAGCCUGACCUUUGUGACGUGGACAUCGUGUUGGUGCGCCAGCGCAGCACUUUUCCUGCCCACAAGGGAGUACUGGCAGCCUACAGCCCCUUCUUCCAUUCUCUUUUCGCCCAAAGCAAACAGCUGCGGCGCGUGGAUCUGUCCCUGGAUGCCCUGACUUCUCAGGGCCUCCAGCAGAUCCUCAACUUCAUUUACACCUCCAAGCUGCUGGUGAGCAGCAGCACCGUCCGGGACGUGUUGAACGCUGCCACCGUGCUUCAGAUGAGUGACAUCGCGGCGUCCUGUCGAGAUCUCCUCAGCAGCCACUCGCUGAGAGCCACCUGCAGAGAGAUGGCCAAUCAGGAAGGGUUUGACCCAGCUGAGAUGCCUCCCUGCCAGCUGUACCGGGAGAUCAAACAGGAGUCUGAGCUUGGCAGGGUCUACACGAGAGAAGGCAGCAGCCUGUUCUCCAUUAGAGUGGAGGAGGUGGGAAAGAUUGCUGCCCAGACAAAGCAGUACUAUCAGAAAGAGGAGGGUCCCGGAGGCGGGGCCAGCACGGGUGUGACCACUCUCUGUAAAGUGGAGGGCGGCGGAGAGGAGUCAAAACCAGCGGAUGGUCACACCUCCUUCAACAGAGAUCAGAUCAUUGUUGAAGUCAACCUCAACAACCAGACCCUGAACGUCUCAAAGGGAUCCGAUGGAAAAUCUUCCACAGUCAUAGAACCCAUGUUUGGCCAUUGUCAUGAAAAUGAGAGAGACUCUGAGGGUGAUGAGGACGAUGAGAUGGAGAAUGGUGACGGACAUGAAGAGGAGGGCGAUGAAGAUCUAAAGAGGACAGACAUACUGGGGCAUAACAGUGGAGAGGAAAAUGAGGAGGAGGAGGAGGAGAACACCCUAAACAUUCCUGGACUGGAGCAGCCCACCAUAAUGGAUCGACCUCGCCGGGGAACCAGAGCCUUAGCCGUGGUGGGCGCCACUGCUAUGCGUCAGACGCUCGCAGAGGCCACCCUGACCAAUCAGCGACAGGGCGGGAAGAAGGCACUGGAUGCAGAGGGCCUAGGUCAGAAGGUCAGGCUGGAGGAAAAGCAACACUUCCCGUGUAAAAAAUGCCCUCGCAUCUUCAACAACCGCUGGUACCUGGAGAAGCACAUGAACGUCACGCACAACCGCAUGCAGAUCUGCAACAACUGUGGGAAGCGCUUCCUGUUGGAGAGUGAGCUGCUGCUGCACCAACAGACAGACUGUGAGCGGAGCAUCCAGUGUGUGACCUGCGGAAAGGCUUUCAAGAAGCUGUGGUCGCUGCACGAGCACAACAAGAUAGUCCACGGCUACGCAGAGAAGAAGUUCUCAUGUGAGAUCUGCGAGAAGAAAUUUUACACCAUGGCUCACGUCAGGAAGCACAUGGUCGCCCAUACUAAGGACAUGCCGUUUACCUGUGAAACGUGUGGAAAGUCGUUCAAGCGCAGCAUGUCCCUGAAGGUCCACUCUCUGCAGCACUCAGGAGAGAAACCCUUCAAGUGUGAGAGCUGCAGCGAGCGCUUCCAGUACAAAUACCAGCUGCGUUCACACAUGAGCAUCCACAUCGGACACAAGCAGUUCAUGUGUCAGUGGUGCGGAAAGGACUUCAAUAUGAAGCAAUACUUUGACGAGCAUAUGAAGACGCACACUGGAGAGAAGCCGUACAUCUGUGAGAUCUGUGGGAAGAGCUUCACGAGUCGGCCCAACAUGAAGCGCCACCGCCGCACCCACACCGGAGAGAAGCCGUACCCCUGCGAGGUGUGUGGUCAGCGCUUCCGCUUCUCCAACAUGCUCAAGGCCCACAGGGAGAAGUGCUUUCACGUCACCAACCCUAUGGUGGUCCCAAACUGCGGUGACCCCCUCAACCUCAACCUGCCCCUCGUCUCCCCUGCCGUGGACUCUUCUGGUCCAGCGCAGCUGGGAACGCCAUCCUCCGCCGCCACGCCCUCUGCCGCGUCCAGCCCACAGCUCCUCCACAGCACCCAGCUGCCUCUCUCUCUGCUGCACCCCAUGGGCGGGCUGGCUACUGCCUCACAAUUACCCCCACCACCUCCCUUGUUUUCUGCUGGUAGGAUGAACUCCAACAACUAACAAAUUUCUGUAGCAUUUAAAGCACUUUGUUUGGCUUCUUCUUGUUUAAGAGCAGACUCACAGCGGGAGAUUGACAUUUACACAAAAGACAAAACUGAAAAAAAGGCUAGACAUAGACCUCGUAACAGACUCUUUCAUCUGCAUAAAUAAGAAAUAGUUAUUUUUUACUCAGCUAAAUACAGUAUAUAACCUCAAAGUCCUAUCCAAACUUUUACACCACACUUAUAAAUCCAGAGUUUUGCACAACAAAUAGAUUGUAACAUCCUUUACCAAAUAACUGUUACACAUGGUCAUAAAAGAUGAGAGUAAAAUAUUUUUGUUCUCUGCCAGGAUGUAGCGCUCAGUUUCAGUCUGACCCAGCAAUAACCAAACGCUCAUUUUGACUUUGAACAUGUAUUCGUUUGUGACGUCACCAAUAACCAAACCUGUAGCUCCGUUGCUAUGGAUAAGUAAUGUAAUAUAGCGUUUAUAAUCGAUCCUGCACCUUACAUUUGCCUCCUGUGACAUUUGAUAUGUGCUCCUUUUUUUUUUGUUUUUUCUGGUUGUGGUUGGGUGAUUCGUGGCUUUAGUUUCAAAAGACAUUAGAGAGGUUAUAAUGUGUGUAGUGGAGUGAGUGUGUUGUUUUUUUUUUUGUUUUGUUUUUUUUGUCUGUAUUGGUGUGUUAGAGUGAUCUGUGAAGCAGAGCCUGGAACUGAGAGUCUUCAGAACAACAAAUUCACACUUGAGCUUCCACAAAGUCAGCAGAUGAAGAUAUCCGCGACUCUUAUGUUUGGCUUCCCUUAACCAUCCCAAGUCUCUUACAGGUCUGACUAUUUAUGUACACUGUCUUGCAGAACCAUUCACUCCUGUUGAACUUUUUUUCACAUUUUGCGUUGCAACCACAAAUUUUAAUAUAUGAUUUUUGUUUAUUUGAUAUUCCAACACAGAGUAGUGCAUGAGUCUGAGGCAGAAGGAAAAAAAUUGUGCAUGAUUUUCUCAUUUUUUUUACUCUUGCAAAAAGGGUUUUUUUUUUACUUAAAGCCUUGUUCAACCACAUCUCACUGUGGUUUCAGCUGAAAGUCUU
Poeciliopsis prolifica (blackstripe livebearer) is the source of this 3629-nucleotide messenger RNA. RefSeq names its product zinc finger and BTB domain containing 47b (gene zbtb47b). Gene Ontology annotation, molecular function: RNA polymerase II cis-regulatory region sequence-specific DNA binding; DNA-binding transcription factor activity, RNA polymerase II-specific; protein binding. The transcript is spliced from 6 exons. The record is from RefSeq and is a predicted model, not a curated record. Gene Ontology annotation, biological process: regulation of transcription by RNA polymerase II. Gene Ontology annotation, cellular component: nucleus. Bases 365 to 2566 code for a protein of 733 amino acids. Lineage: Eukaryota; Metazoa; Chordata; Actinopteri; Cyprinodontiformes; Poeciliidae.